Varanus komodoensis (Komodo dragon) is the source of this 939-nucleotide messenger RNA. RefSeq names its product transmembrane protein 121 (gene TMEM121). NCBI's taxonomy places the organism in Eukaryota, Metazoa, Chordata, Lepidosauria, Squamata, Varanidae. The record is from RefSeq and is a predicted model, not a curated record. Bases 1 to 939 code for a protein of 312 amino acids. The transcript has a single exon.
AUGGUGCUGCCGCCCCCGGACAAGCGGCACGUCUGCCUCACCACGAUGGUCAUCAUGACCAGCAUGGCGUUCAUGGACGCCUACCUGGUGGAGCAGAACCAGGGCCCCCGUAAGAUUGGCGUCUGCAUCAUCGUCCUGGUAGGAGACCUCUGCUUUCUGAUUGUGCUGCGCUAUGUGGCCGUCUGGGUGGGGGCCGAGGUGAAGACCGCCAAGCGCGGCUACGCGAUGAUCCUGUGGUUUCUCUACAUCUUUGUGCUGGAAAUCAAACUGUAUUUUAUCUUCCAGAACUACAAGGCUGAUAAGAGAAACCUGGAGACGGUGGCCAGGAAGGCCCUCACCCUGCUGCUCUCCAUCUGCGUGCCGGGGCUGUACCUGGUGCUGGUGGCCCUGGACAGCAUGGAGUACAUACGCACCUUCCGGAAGAAGGAGGACUUGCGGGGGCGCCUCUUCUGGGUGGCCCUGGACCUGCUGGACAUCCUGGACAUCCAGGCCAACCUCUGGGAGCCCCACAAGACGGGGCUGCCCAUCUGGGCCGAGGGACUCAUGUUCUUCUACUGCUACAUCCUGCUCCUGAUCCUGCCCUGCGUGUCCCUCAGCGAGAUCAGCAUGCAGGGGGAGCACAUCGCGCCCCAGAAGAUGAUGCUCUACCCGGUCCUCAGCCUGGCCACCAUCAACGUCGCCACCAUCUUCAUCCGGGCCGUCAACAUGGUCCUCUUCCGGGACAGCCGGGUCUCCACCAUCUUCAUCGGCAAAAACAUCAUCGCCAUCGCCACCAAGGCCUGCACCUUCCUGGAGUACAAGAAGCAGGUGAAGGAGUUCCCGCCACACGCCGUGGCGCUCGAGCUGCAGCAGAACUCCGUGCCGCACGGCCCGGCCGGCCGCGGCGCACAAGGCCUCGCGCACGAGCAGUCCCCCGCCAGGGAGGCCGUGGACACAUGA